Alligator sinensis (Chinese alligator) is the source of this 2035-nucleotide messenger RNA. It is a transcript of the gene SIRT7, whose product is annotated as sirtuin 7. The transcript is spliced from 9 exons. The record is from RefSeq and is a predicted model, not a curated record. The coding region runs from base 1121 to 2035 and encodes 304 amino acids. Lineage: Eukaryota; Metazoa; Chordata; Crocodylia; Alligatoridae. Gene Ontology annotation, molecular function: NAD+ binding.
CAUUUGGUAAGAUUUGAAAAACCUGCCAGGACAGAGAUCGGAGGACUCAAAAAGAGGGCGUGUCUAGAAAAACCAGAUGUAUGGCAACCCUACUCAAGGGGCUGGGGCCUGAGGGGCAUGGCCGCAGCCCUGUGCAGUGACCGGGCUGGGCCCUUCACAGCCCCGGGCUCCGCAUCUCUAGCGGUGGUGCUUCAGGGUGUGCCCAGUAGGAGAGCAGCAGCCGUGCGAUGGCCCUCGCCGAGGGGCAUCGCUAUUGGGGCUCCUCGUCCUCCCUGAGUGUUUGAGUCCCGGCUUGGUCUGGUCCAGUAGCCUCCUCCUUGAACUGGGCCCUGCCCCUGCCUUGGGGGAGGCCGAGCAGAAGUGGUGUCAACCAGCGGCGUGUAGGCAGUGGCUCGCCACAGCUCAGAGCAACAAUGCUGCUUUCUUCACCUAUUUUCUCUAGGUCUGUGAUGAGCCCCAGGAGUUAAAGAGGAAAGUCAGCGAGUUGGCUGCAGCUGUGCGAAGAGCCAGGCACAUGGUUGUCUACACAGGAGCUGGGAUCAGCACGGUAGGGUUCCUGGAGCCAGCACUGACGAUUUCUGCAGUGCCUGCAGCUGCGUGGUUCUGCCAGACGCCUUACAGGGAGCCUCUUGGGUAGCAACAGGAUUGCAAGCAGUGUGUUAUGAGCUCAGAAUUGGGAGACUUAAGAUCCCGUAGUCAGAGACUGGCCUGCUGCUUGCUGCAGACUGGGCAGGAAACUUGUCUGUUAUCUGUCAAAAAGGUGCGCGUGGUUCAGGCGAGUUCAUAGCUGCAGCAUCCGAGGUCACUGUACGAAGGAGGAGCUGCUCAAACCGAUCUGUGAGAGGCUGGCCUUCUCAUCCCUUUUGGAUCUCUUCAGGACCCGCUUUUCCUGGCAAGCCUGUUAAAAGCAAACAAAAAAAAAAAAACCAGUUCGUGAUGGCUUCAUUGAAGGAGAGGUGGGAACAGCUGGCACAUGCAUGUGACCUGUUCCUCCAUGGUCUUUGCUGGGACAAGUGAGGGUUGAAAUCUGGUAGGGGUGCACCAAUAGAGAUUUUUUGGGUGCAUACUGAUAGUCGACUUUUAACAAGCCAUAUCGGCCGAUACUGAUCUAAUUGCCGAUAUGUGGCCCAGCAGCAUGGAGAGCAACCUCUGGCUGACCUACCAGCUGGACAGUGCUCUCCACACUUCCACGCUGCAUUCUUGGCUGCCUGCGUGCUGUGCUGCAGCUGUGCGCAUGUACCCGGCAUUUAUCGGCAGCAUUAUUGGCUACGUCAGCCAAAACAAGGCAGCUUCGAUCCCAGACUAUAGGGGCCCUAAUGGAGUGUGGACGUUAUUGCAGAAAGGCCAGAGCAUCAGGGCUGCAGACCUGAGUGAGGCAGAGCCCACACUCACGCACAUGAGCAUUGCCUGCCUACACAAGCACAAGCUGGUGCAGCACGUGGUGUCUCAGAACUGUGAUGGGCUGCACUUGCGGAGCGGGCUGCCCCGAGCAGCAAUAUCGGAGCUGCAUGGAAACAUGUACAUAGAGGUCUGCACGUCCUGCACACCCAACAGAGAGUAUGUGCGUGUGUUUGAUGUCACGGAGCGCACUGCUCUGCACAGGCACGACACAGGCAGGACGUGCCACAAGUGUGGGACGUUGCUGAGAGACACCAUCGUCCACUUUGGGGAGAAGGGCACCCUGAGGCAGCCCCUGAACUGGGAAGCAGCAACAGAGGCUGCGACCAAAGCGGACGUGAUUCUCUGUCUGGGUUCCAGCUUAAAGGUUUUGAAAAAGUACCCACGUCUCUGGUGCAUGAGCAAGCCCCCCAGCCGCCGUCCAAAGCUGUACAUCGUGAACCUCCAGUGGACUCCAAAGGAUGAGCUGGCUGCCUUGAAACUGCAUGGGAAAUGUGACGACGUGAUGAGGCUGCUGAUGGAGGAGCUUGGUCUGGAAAUCCCCUGCUACGACAGGUUGGUGCAGGGCCUGGUGGGCGUGCCCCCUCAUGCUGGCGCCGGGCAUCGUGCCGUGGCGCAGCCCCGCGCCCGGCUGUAG